AUGGGAUGGCUCACGGAGCUUACACCAGAGAAAAGUUCCUCGUCUGUUUGCCGUUCAACAAAGGUGGCACCGGAGAGAAGAACGGCACCAUUACCGGAUCAUUAUGACGUUGGAACCACAACGACCACCAUGUACGAUUGGGCGGUGGUCGUCGAGGCGUACAGGAGGGAGCGAGUGAAGCCAUUAAUUCGGCGAUGCGCCUCGAAUGCGUAG
Messenger RNA from Ostertagia ostertagi, 213 nucleotides. NCBI's taxonomy places the organism in Eukaryota, Metazoa, Nematoda, Chromadorea, Rhabditida, Trichostrongylidae. The record is from the annotation of a GenBank genome assembly.